AUGGCAUCGUCGCUUGUCAGGUCGGCCGACGAAGGGACAUCAGUGUCCUCCGUGGCUGCUCCUCCCGUUUCCGCUGUAGUGUGUGGGAUUUCACCCGCCGCUUCACCUGCCUGUGGUUCUGGGUUCCCGCGGUUCCCCCGUCCAGCAGUGCCCGCCGUUUCCGCCGUGGCGUUGCCUCCGCGGCCCGCCGGCAUCCACGGAGUUCGGCCGCCCCGUGGUGGUCCCCAUGUUAUCGUUCCCAGCCUAGCCGAUCGUCUGGUGCCAGCUGUCGCCGCCGCUGCCACGUUCGCACCUGCCGUUGCCGCUGUUCUCCCAGCCGCCGCUGCCGCCGCCACAUUCGCGCCCGCCACUGCUGCCGUUAUCCCUGCCGCUGGUGGCGUUCCAUUGUUACCGCUCCCCGAUCCCUCCGGUGCUGGCGCCUGCGUUGUUGCCGCCUGCGUCGCUGCUUGUGCAGUGGCAGUCCUCGCUGACGCACCGCCUUGA
Messenger RNA from Closterium sp. Naga37s-1, 483 nucleotides. The record is from the annotation of a GenBank genome assembly. NCBI's taxonomy places the organism in Eukaryota, Viridiplantae, Streptophyta, Zygnematophyceae, Desmidiales, Closteriaceae.